Molecule: messenger RNA, 821 nt
Organism: Triticum dicoccoides
Lineage: Eukaryota; Viridiplantae; Streptophyta; Magnoliopsida; Poales; Poaceae
Exons: 2
Coding region: 102-596 (164 amino acids)
Source: RefSeq, a predicted model, not a curated record
AGAUAUGUUUAUCUCCAAGUACAGGGUUGAAUUGAAUAAAUUCCAAAGAAGAUAAGAUCCCCAAAGACCCCAAUUUCUUAUCCCGUGCGAGCGUCGUGGCCAUGGUAACUGCUGCCGCUGUGCAGUGCGGGCAGACCGGUGGUUGCGCCGCCGCGUUUUACGCCUCGUGGGCUGCCUCUGCCCGGGCUGAGGACCGCGCUGCCGCACGCCGGCCUAUGGCCGCCGCCGCGGAGCCGCGAGACACCGCGUUUGCUGUCGGGCGUUGCCAUGCCGGGCACCGGCCGUUGGCCGCUGCCGCCGCUGUGCUUUACGCGCCUGGCCGCCUCAUCGAAAAAGAUGCAGGCCCGGAGUGCAUCCUCCGCCACGCCGGGGCCGUGGUCCACGGCCGCCUCGGGGUGCAGCGCUGGGAGCAGCCGGGCCGAAGGAUGUCGCCACUCCGCGAGGAGCCUAGCCAAGGGAAACAUCGUCCGGGCCAUGGGUCGUUGCCGAAGUUUGCUUUGGAUGGCAUUAAAAACGAUGCCCUAGAGGGCGCCGCACCAGAAGAGCGGUCGCCGCUCGACGCCGAUGGGUACUGCGGGCGCGAGCACCGCGCUUGAGAGUGGCCUCGCCGGGCCGUCCAUGGUCUGACAUAGACACGCGCCCGAGGACUCUGUUGUCGGAGAGCCACGCGUCGGCCGUGUCUCUGCCUCCAGAUGCGAGAGAGCCGCCUCGCUGCUGUUUCCCCUUCGCUUUCUUCUCUGCGGCCAAAUCACUCUCGGUUACGAGCGUGCUGAUAACUGUUAAAGUAAACUGAUUGAGAAUGAAUCUCUGAAUUCCAUUGA